Molecule: messenger RNA, 1299 nt
Organism: Cylicocyclus nassatus
Lineage: Eukaryota; Metazoa; Nematoda; Chromadorea; Rhabditida; Strongylidae
Source: the annotation of a GenBank genome assembly
AUGCUGCUGCUGGUGCUAUAUUAUCUCAUCAGCUCAUCUGAAGCGAAGAAGUUACCAGAUGUCUACUGGAAUUCAACAAAUUCUUUGCUAGAACGAUACGUUUCCAUUGGUGAUGCGAUGGACAUAAUUUGUCCGUACUACGAUCAAAAUGAUGUGGAAUUUACAGACACUGAACAGAGCAUCAUCUAUAGGGUUUCCGAGUCUGACUACGAAACUUGCACCCUUUCGACGGCAGCACGAGAACUGGGCCGAUGCAUUUCACCAUUGAGACGAGACAAGGUCAAAGUUUCCUUCCGGCUACUUAGCCCCAAUCCAUCGGCUUUAGAUUAUCGUCCCGGGCAUACAUAUUACUUUAUAACCACCUCAACCGGAACUCCAUGGGGUUUAGACAACAGAAAAGGUGGUCUGUGCUCUACGCAUCAACUAAAAAUGAUUAUUCAUGUUGGAGACUAUGGUCAUCAUCAUCAUCGACAUCAUAAACCUACAACAACUACAGCUCAGCCACCAGCACAAAAUGACUUAGAUUGGCCAGCUGAUCCUCUAUGGACUAAUCUUAUCCAAAAGGUGGAAGCAGUGGGUAACACAAUUUUGUCGACCGUAACCCGAGGCGAACGAGUAACACUAGAUGUUGGCAAUGAAAGACACGAAUACGAAUCGGUACCCUUGGACGAGCUCGACUUCCAGAUACACGAAAUUGGAGACGAUCAUUCUGUCUUCCUUAGAGCGGAAGACUUCUUGCAAAAACCGCACUGUUCGAAGAGCUUUGAUCAUAAAACACCUAAUGCUACUCGAGUGAAACGCGACUGGAGAAGAAAUCCAUAUUUGGGCUACCAAAUACAUUUCGGGAAACGCAUCCAUGAGGGUAUAUCACAGUUUGAAGAACCUUAUGUCGAAUAUUCCUUGAAUAAAAAUAAACGAUGGAAUGAGAUCCAGGCGAUAAUCCAAUCGGCCAAAGCGCAGAACAGCACCGCAAUCGUGACACUCUCUACGCCAAAACGUGGUUGCAAUUGGUGGGAUACUGAUGGUGGACUGAUAGAUGCGACUAAACUUGAUGAUCGUCUUGUAUCGAGAGCCGCGCAAAAAGGAAAAUCUAAAAAUAUGACAUUAGUAUCGAUAUGCGGUCUAGAUGGUAAACCUACACUGCAUUUUAGCGUUGUUCGAUGCUACAAUGAUACUCAUUACGAUUCACAAUUACUAAAAUACCGCAGACGACUUCAACAUCAAAAACGCCGAAGCUAUUGCAAGUACUUCAGAAGGCCAUACAUGGAAGAGGAUUUAGUUUUGACCGAAAAUGACUAA